Messenger RNA from Closterium sp. NIES-65, 1484 nucleotides. The record is from the annotation of a GenBank genome assembly. NCBI's taxonomy places the organism in Eukaryota, Viridiplantae, Streptophyta, Zygnematophyceae, Desmidiales, Closteriaceae.
AACCGCGCCAGCCAAGCCGCGUCGCCAUGGCGGGGUCUGCGGUGCUACAGUCUGCCACCAUUGACAGAGUAACCUUGAGGAGUUCGUUCAUUGGCGAGGCCCAAUCACUGCGUGCCACGUCAGCGGCAGCCUCCUCCCAGACCCUCAACCAGCAAGGCCUGCUAGCCGGCCGCAUUGUCUGCAAGGAGUCACGAAUCGGCCGGAAACCCAUCCCCGUGCCGGCCGGCGUGACGUUCAAACUUGACGGCCAGUCGUUAGUGGUGAAGGGCCCUAACGGCGAGCUGUCAAGGGAGUACCCGCGGGAGGUGCGGCUGAGCGAGGAGGGUGGCGUCAUCACCGUCAACCGCGCGCUCGAGACGCGACAGGCUCGCGCCAUGCACGGACUCUUCCGCACGCUGACGGACAACAUGGUGCAGGGCGUGGCGAAGGGGUUUGAGAAGAAGCUGCAGCUGGUGGGAGUGGGGUACCGUGCGGCCGUUGACAAGACGGAGCUUGUUCUCAACCUUGGUCUCUCGCACCAGGUGCGCAUGAAGGUCCCCGACGGAGUGAGUGUGAAGGUGGAGGAGAACACGCGCAUCACCAUCAGCGGGCGGGACAAGGUGGCAGUGGGUGACUUCUCAGCGGCGGUGCGCAAGUGGAGGGAGCCGGAGCCGUACAAGGGCAAGGGAAUCAAGUAUGCGGACGAGGUCAUUCGGCGCAAGGAGGGCAAGGUUGGCAAGAAGAAGCGUCGCUGCAUCUGCGGGAAAGAGACAGUGAUGGGGAGCUCCAAGGCGAACAAGGAGAGGCGAGAUGACUUUGGGUCGUUGAAAGGCAUGAGUGCUGACGAGACCUGCGGCGCCAAUGACUCCCCAGGAAGCAGCGAGAGGAAUGAUGACGAGAUGAAGACGUCGGAAGCGCAGUCCUGUGAGUCCGUGGCAGAGGCGUUCAAAGGAGUGCUUGAAGGUAUGGGCCGGUGGGGGGAGGAGGCGAAUAAAGCUUUGGCAGGCAGUGUAGAGGCGAUGCAGAGAUGGUGGGAGGGGGCGGAUGAGGCGGUGAAGGCAUGGAGAGAGGAUGUGGGCAAGGCUGUGAAGGCGUGGGAGGAGAGUUCUGGGAAGGCGUGGGGGGAGAGUUCUGGGAAGGCGGUACAGGAGCAUAUGGAAGGGAUGAGUAAGUGGGGGGAGAGGAAUGCGGAGGCCGUCGAAGGGAUGGGGGAGGGAUUGAACCGAUGGGGAGAAGGUAAGGCAGAAGAGGUUAAAGCGAGUAUGGAAGGAGUGGGGGAAUGGGGAGGGAGAGUGGCAGAGGGAAUGGGGAAGGGGAUGGAUAAGUUUGGUAAGGAUGCUAAUGAGACUGUUGAAGGGAUGGGGGAGUGGGGAGGGAGAGUGGCCAAGGGGAUGGGAGAAGGAAUGGAUAGGUUUGGGAAAGACGCCUGUGAGGCGGUUGAAGGGAGUGUUGAAGAAAUGAAAAGGUGGGGCGAAGGUAUCAGCAAAGCUGUUCAAGGGGGCUAA